AUGGCCGAAGAGAGUUCCCGCCGGUUUGUAGGCGAGCAAUCCCUCACAGAAGAUAACAUCCAUGUUUCCCUCACCUAUGACCCGCUCGACGCUACUACCCACAUGGCCAGAGUGAAAAGUCCCAAAGCAGGCGCCGUGGUCUUAUUUGCAGGCUGUACCCGCGAUUCCUUCGCCUCCAAGACAGUCACUCACCUAUCCUACUCCACAUAUCCUCCGCUUGCGCUCAAGACGCUUCRAAGAAUAUGCCGCGUGAUCUGCGAUACCCACUCUCUUACGGGAAUCUCGGUGAGCCAUCGUCUCGGACGUGUGGACAUUGGUGAUGAGAGCAUCAUCAUCGCCAUUGCUGCUCCACACCGCAAAGCUGCAUGGCUCGCAGGAGAGGAAUGUCUCGAGCAGAUCAAAUCGAAGGCUGAGAUCUGGAAGGAGGAAUGGUUCGAGGAUGGUGGAGUCUGGAGGAGUAAUCGGGAUGGCCAAGCCGGUGUACCUGUGAGGAAGGUAUCAAAAGCCAGCAAUGCUCCACCGAAGAGAGGUAUUCUGAAAUCCAGAACUCAAAGCAGUGGAGAGUGGACUGAGGGUGGCUUGGAAAUUUGA
Ramularia collo-cygni is the source of this 591-nucleotide messenger RNA. Its product is annotated as related to molybdopterin synthase large subunit. NCBI's taxonomy places the organism in Eukaryota, Fungi, Ascomycota, Dothideomycetes, Mycosphaerellales, Mycosphaerellaceae. Gene Ontology annotation, molecular function: molybdopterin synthase activity. Gene Ontology annotation, cellular component: cytosol. The record is from RefSeq and is a predicted model, not a curated record. Bases 1 to 591 code for a protein of 196 amino acids. The transcript has 2 exons. Gene Ontology annotation, biological process: Mo-molybdopterin cofactor biosynthetic process.